Messenger RNA from Rotaria sp. Silwood2, 624 nucleotides. Lineage: Eukaryota; Metazoa; Rotifera; Eurotatoria; Philodinida; Philodinidae. The record is from the annotation of a GenBank genome assembly.
AUGGAAAUGAAGCCAUUCAUGAAUAUUGUAGUCGCAAUGGAUGAAAAAAAUGCAAUUGGAUAUGAAAGAAAAACUCCAUGGGGACCAUUGCCAACUGAUCAUGAGUGGUAUUUGACACACGCAACAACUACAAAAGAUGCAUCAAAACGUGUUGCAGUUAUUCUUGGACGUAUUACAUUUGAAGGUGUAAUUAAAUUCCAUAAAAAAUAUCUUUCAAGAUGGCAUUUUAUUGUUAUUACCAAGCAACCACCAAAAGUAUUUUAUAAUACCUAUUCAGAUUAUAUUAGAAAUCAAAUUGAUGUCGCAAAUUCUUUUGAUCAAGCUGCUCAUAAAGCGAAACUACUACUUGACACACCGAGCGCUAUGAUUGAAUCUGUCUUUGUGUUUGGCGGUGUUAGUCCAUAUGAACAAGCACUAAAAUCAAAACUUGUUCAACGAGUUUAUUUAACAAGAAUUUUUGCAGAAGUUCCUCAAUGUGAUGCUAGAGUAUUGAAUUUUGACUUAAGUGAUUUUCGACGAAUAAAACGAUCGAGUAGUGAAAUUCUUGCGGAACUAGAUGAUAAAAUAGUUGAAGAAAACGGAUGGCAAUAUCAAUUUCAAGUCUAUGAACGAAAUAAUUUAUGA